CACAUGUAGAUGAUAUUGUAGUGGGUGCGAUGGUAAGCUGUGAUACCACAUUCGUGCCCAAGCAUGUGGCGGGACAACACGCACCUGUCAAAUUCUCCGCCGCCAUAUUGUUGCCUUUGACGUUUGCUGUUGCGUUCGAAAAUCGGGUGCUCGGAUACACAUACCAGUUUUGUGUUUAGUGUAUGACAAUGUUUGUGUGCUGUGUGGUGUCGUUAUAGUGUACUGUGGUGCGGUGUGUGUUUAAUUUUAUAAAAAAUACUACGAACAGUACAAGAUACUUAUCUAGUCGACGUACUUUUAUAAAAAUGUUAAUACAGUUCCCUUGACUGAUAACUCUAUAGCUGGUGAGGGAAACAAAGAGAGAUAGAGAGAGACAGAAGACGAAAAAGAGUUUGAUUGCGAAGGAAUUUUAGAAGAAGAUACAGAGAUGGAUACUAAAAAUGAUGCACGCGGUGAUGACAUCGAACUGAGUGUUCAAGGAGCUAGCAGCAAGCCUACCACCGUGGUCAAGUCCAAGUCUGACCUCCCCGAACGAGGGUCAUGGGGUAGUAAGCUAGACUUUAUCCUCUCCGUCAUAGGUCUAGCCAUUGGUCUCGGCAAUGUGUGGCGUUUCCCUUACCUUUGCUACAAAAAUGGCGGUGGAGCAUUCCUCAUACCUUAUUUCCUUACGUUAUUCCUUGCUGGUAUUCCGAUGUUCUUCAUGGAACUGGCCAUGGGACAGAUGCUUACGAUCGGUGGUUUGGGAGUAUUCAAGAUUGCACCGAUUUUCAAAGGUAUCGGUUACGCAGCUGCAGUGAUGUCUUGUUGGAUGAACGUUUAUUACAUCGUGAUUCUUGCUUGGGCUAUUUUUUACUUCUUCAUGUCUAUGAGAGCAGAUGUCCCUUGGCGUUCAUGUGACAACUAUUGGAACACGGACACUUGUGUUAAUCCUUACGACAGGAAGAACCUAACCUGCUGGUCCGAUUUCGACAUGACAACAUUCUGUACUCUUAAUGGCAAGAAUGUCAGCAAAGCUAUCCUCUCCGAUCCCGUUAAGGAAUUCUGGGAACGUCGUGCACUUCAAAUUUCAAGCGGUAUUGAGCAUAUCGGUAAUAUCCGUUGGGAGCUCGCUGGAACACUUUUGCUAGUGUGGGUGCUUUGCUACUUCUGUAUUUGGAAGGGUGUCAGAUGGACUGGCAAAGUUGUCUACUUCACUGCCUUAUUCCCUUACUUCCUGUUAACCGUGUUGCUCAUAAGAGGUAUUACUCUACCCGGUGCAAUGGAAGGUAUAAAAUUCUAUAUAAUGCCUAACAUGUCGAAACUUCUCGAGUCCGAAGUAUGGAUCGAUGCGGUCACACAGAUAUUCUUCUCAUAUGGUCUUGGAUUGGGGACGCUAGUGGCUUUGGGAAGUUACAAUAAGUUCACGAACAAUGUUUACAAGGACGCAUUGAUAGUGUGUUCAGUUAACUCGAGUACGUCAAUGUUUGCUGGUUUUGUGAUAUUCUCCGUAGUUGGUUUUAUGGCUCACGAACAGCAAAGACCCGUAGCGGAAGUUGCAGCAUCAGGACCAGGGCUAGCUUUCCUCGCUUAUCCAUCAGCAGUUCUCCAGCUCCCAGGAGCUCCUCUCUGGUCGUGUCUGUUCUUCUUCAUGUUGCUCCUCAUAGGUCUUGACAGUCAGUUCUGCACUAUGGAAGGUUUCAUCACAGCUGUGAUUGACGAAUGGCCCAAACUCUUGAGAAGGAGGAAGGAAAUAUUCAUCGCUAUUACAUGUGUUAUAUCUUAUUUGGUCGGACUUUCUUGCAUUUCGGAGGGUGGGAUGUACGUUUUCCAAAUUUUAGACUCCUACGCCGUAUCUGGGUUCUGCUUACUUUUCUUGAUCUUCUUCGAAUGCGUCUCCAUAUCUUGGGCAUUUGGCGUGAACCGUUUCUACGAUGGUAUCAAAGAAAUGAUUGGCUACUAUCCCACAAUUUGGUGGAAGUUCUGUUGGGUUGGAUUCACUCCUGCUAUCUGUAUUAGCGUUUUCAUUUUCAACCUGGUGCAAUGGACUCCGAUCAAAUACAUGAACUAUGAGUACCCGUGGUGGUCACAUGCCUUCGGCUGGUUCACUGCGCUGUCCUCCAUGCUGUGCAUCCCCGGGUACAUGAUCUAUCUGUGGCGAGUGACUCCUGGAACUAACAUGGAGAAAUUCCACACGAUCGUUCGUAUACCCGAAGAUGUUCCCUCGCUACGCACAAAGAUGCAACAAGAGGAACAAGCCAAACACGGAAAAGCUUAAGAAAAACUUAACAUCUUUCGAUCUCGAUCGGGUAGAGUUUCGACAACGUGAGUAUUCAAAUGUAUCGAUGUGUCUAAGAGUACUUCAACGGAUAAAUAUUCGAAAGAUUCACGCACAAUUUUAUCAUUAUCAAAAAAUGGCAUAUUACGUAGAUUGUUUACAUUAAGCGUGUUUAAUCUCUAGUGCAUAAAUGUAAUUUUUUAGGGUUAUAAUUCGUUUUUGUUAUUAAUAUUAUUUAUAAUUAAGUUUGUGUGUUUAAACGUUUAAGUCUCACCAAAUUUUUUGACAUUUCUUGGGUGCGACGCGAUGCGUUCAUGUAUGUUUGUACCUUACGCUAUAUUUUGAUAAUUUUAAUUAGUUUUAGUAUGAGAACUAAUGUUAACUAUAUUAUUGUCGUCUUCCAUGUAGUCAAUGCUUUAUAUAAUAAUACAUUAAAUAUACACAUAUAUAAAUUAUUUUGUAACCGAUUAUAAUCAGUAAUUGAUUUUUUAUAUAAAUGUUCGACAAUUCUUAGUGAAAUUAUAAUACGUCAAUCAGUACUAUUAUUUGUAUCUGAUUUAAAUUUAAAUAACGCAUAUUUAUUUAAAGAUAUAUUUUAAUCGUUAUUAUCCUGAAAGGAUUUAGAUGUAAGAUCAGAAAUGACUAUAAUUUUUAGAUUAGGUAUUUUAUUGUAUUUAUGAGUAAAACGCAACGAGACGCGGUUAUAUGUGUGGUGUUUUUGAAGUAAUAUUGUUAGAUUAAUCACUUUUAAAUCUUCUACUUUAAUAUAUACAAUGAGAACUAUGUAAUCGAAAGCAUGUGCAUGAAACAUGUGUAUUGCAAUAGUUAAUUUAUUAUUAUUUAUACGUCUUAUUAGACUUUUGUUUACUAAUCUUUUGGUUCAGCUUUAAUAGUGUAAUAUAGUUCAAGUAAUGUUUUAGUUCAUUUAAUGUCUUUAAAAAAACUUUCAAAGCUUAGAUCAAUUUCAAAUUUAACGAUGAAACAACUGUGUUCGAUCCGUGACCAAAAUUAUAAACAAUCUUAUAUACAAAAAACUAAAUAU
Vanessa atalanta (red admiral) is the source of this 3296-nucleotide messenger RNA. RefSeq names its product sodium- and chloride-dependent GABA transporter 1 (gene Gat). The transcript is spliced from 12 exons. Gene Ontology annotation, cellular component: membrane. The coding region runs from base 428 to 2254 and encodes 608 amino acids. The record is from RefSeq and is a predicted model, not a curated record. NCBI's taxonomy places the organism in Eukaryota, Metazoa, Arthropoda, Insecta, Lepidoptera, Nymphalidae. Gene Ontology annotation, biological process: sodium ion transmembrane transport.